Molecule: messenger RNA, 1530 nt
Organism: Bipolaris zeicola 26-R-13
Lineage: Eukaryota; Fungi; Ascomycota; Dothideomycetes; Pleosporales; Pleosporaceae
Exons: 2
Coding region: 1-1530 (509 amino acids)
Biological process (GO): lactate metabolic process
Molecular function (GO): L-lactate dehydrogenase (cytochrome) activity; heme binding
Source: RefSeq, a predicted model, not a curated record
AUGAACCGUGAUAGCAACAACACCCAGCGCAACAAGCUCACCGGUGAGCAGGUCUCCUCGCACAACAGCAGUGACUCUUGCUGGGUCAUUGUCCACGGCCGUGCCUACGAUGUCACCGAAUUCCUGCCUGAGCACCCCGGCGGCUCCAAGAUCAUCUUGAAGUAUGCCGGCAAAGACGCCACCGAGGCCUACGAGCCCAUUCACCCGCCCGACACGCUCGACAAGUACCUCGACAAGUCAAAGCACCUGGGCGAGGUCGACAUGGCGACGGUGCAGCAAGAGGCCAAGGAAUUCGAUCCCUACGAGGAGGAGAGGCAGAAGCGCAUUGCGCGUAUGCCCAUUCUCGAGCAAUGCUACAACCUCAUGGACUUUGAGGCCGUCGCCCGUAACGUCAUGAAGAAGUCGGCAUGGGCGUACUACUCGAGCGGUGCUGACGACGAGAUUACAAUGCGCGAGAACCACAGCGCAUUCCACAAGAUCUGGUUCCGACCACGCGUCCUCGUCGAUGUUGAGAAGGUCGACAUCUCCACCACAAUGCUCGGCACAAAGUGCGACAUACCCUUCUACGUCACCGCCACCGCACUGGGAAAGCUCGGUAACCCAGAAGGAGAGGUCGUCCUAACGCGCAGCGCACACAAGCACAACGUGAUUCAGAUGAUUCCUACAUUGGCAUCGUGCUCGUUUGAUGAGAUUGUCGAUGCGGCAAAAGACGGUCAAUGCCAAUGGCUCCAACUCUACGUCAACAAGGACCGCGAAGUCACCAAGCGCAUCGUGCAGCAUGCCGAGAGGCGAGGCUGCAAAGGUCUCUUCAUCACUGUUGAUGCUCCACAGCUCGGUCGCCGCGAGAAAGACAUGCGAAGCAAGUUUGACGACGUUGGCAGCAAUGUCCAGAGCACCGGCGGCGACAAUGUGGACCGCAGUCAAGGCGCUGCACGGGCCAUCUCGUCCUUCAUUGACCCGAGCCUGAGCUGGAAGGACAUCCCGUGGUUCAAGAGCAUCACCAAGAUGCCUAUCAUUCUCAAGGGUGUGCAAUGCGUCGAAGAUGUGAUCCGAGCCGUCGAGAUUGGCGUAGAGGGCGUUGUCCUCUCCAACCAUGGUGGUCGUCAGCUCGAGUUCGCCCGCUCUGGUGUAGAGGUUCUCGCUGAAGUCAUGCCAGUUCUUCGCGCACGCGGAUGGCAAGACCGCAUCGAGGUAUACAUUGAUGGUGGUGUGCGACGAGCAACGGACAUCAUCAAGGCUGUAGCGCUGGGUGCCAAGGGCGUUGGCAUUGGUCGGCCUUUCCUUUACGCCAUGUCGGCGUAUGGUCUCCCAGGAGUUGAUCGCGCCAUGCAAUUGUUGAAGGAUGAAAUGGAAAUGAACAUGCGCCUGAUUGGGGCUUCAAGCAUUGCCGACUUGAAUCCUUCCAUGCUUGACACUAGGGGACUGAGCAUGCACACGGCACCUGUGCCACAAGACACGCUGGGCUUGAACGUGUACGAUCCGCUUGUCGGGCCAAAAGAAAAAGUCGUCAGAGAACAGUCAAAAUUGUAG